GCAGGGGAUGCCUUCCUCCACAGCUCAAAUCCCCACUCCCCGUUUUCAGAGAAACUGUGAUGAGGACUAACCCAGCUUUUUUCUGCCUUCCACACUCUCAGAAAAGCUAAUGCAACUCGAGCAACCUCCACCGUCAGCACAAGUGUCGGGACUCCCUCAGGAUGCUGUCCAAGUGCCCGCACCGCGCACACAGAGAAGUGUCGGGCUGUGUGCUCGUCCUCUUCCUCUUCAUCAACUUCACUGAUGGCAGCUCUGGAAAAACCUCACAGAGCCAAGAUGAGAUGCAUGCCAUCCACAGCAACCAACUUGACCUGCGGGAGCUGGUGUUUAUCAUCCAGAGCCAGAGCAACUCCUUCCACGUCAGGCAGGCAGAAAGACGGCGAGCACAUUUGCUCCAGCAGGCACAAAGUCUCACAAAGAAACCACCGGUGGUUUUGCUUCUUCACAGUCUGUCAGAUAAUGACGGAGAUUGGAGCAUCCUCCCUCUGCUGCCUGAGUUCUCUCGCUCCUUUGUAAAAAACUCAUCCUGGCUGGUGUUCCUUGAAGAGGAAACUAACAUCAAGAUGCCUGCUUUUGUCAAAGUCCUGUCAAAAUUUGACAAAACUAAAGAGUGGUUUGUCGGAAAGCCGCUCUUUGAUAAGGAGUCGACCAUCAUCCAUCACUACGCCUUUGCAGAGAACCCUUCCAUCUUUAAAUACCCAGACUUUGCUGCUGCUUGGGCUUUAAGCAUGCCCUUGGUAGUUCGGCUGGCGAACAAAGUGAGAGAUGAGCCACUGAAGUCUGACUUCACCAUUGACCUGAAACAUGAGAUUGCUUUGUAUAUCUGGGACAGUGGGAAAGGACCCCAUCUCACUGCCGCACCGGAAUUGUGCACUGAGCCAGAGGACUCGCUGAAUGCCCAACACUGUGCCACCACUCUGAGCAAAGGGCCUACACAGUGCGGGGAGCCAGUGCAGAAAGAAGACAUAUUUGUUGCUGUGAAAACGUGUAGAAAGUUUCACAAUGAAAGAGUUCCAGUGAUAAAGAGGACCUGGGAAAAGGAUGCAGUUUUGUUAGAGUACUACAGCGACCACGCGGAUCCUUCCAUACCCACAAUUAAUUUAGGAGUGCCAAACACUGAAAGAGGCCACUGUGGGAAAACAUUUGCAAUCCUUCAAAGAUUUUUAAGCAGCCAUGUUCCAAACACUAAGUGGCUUCUUGUUGUGGACGAUGACACACUCAUCAGCCUACCCAGGCUUCAGGCAUUGCUGAGCUGUUACGACCCCUCAGAGCCAGUCUCUCUAGGAGAGAGGUACGGCUACGGCUUAAGCCAAGGCGGUUACAGCUACAUCACAGGAGGUGGAGGAACACAUUUCAUGUGCUGCAAAGGUUCGAACACAAAGAAAAUCUCACUCCGCUCUGCCAGUUUCUCCGACCUGACAUUUUUGAGAAAACGGUUGGCACCAGCACUGAGCAUGGUGUUCAGCAGAGAGGCUGUGGUCCGACUCCUCGACAGCGGCUGCAAGUGCUACAGCAAUGACGCGCCGGAUGAUAUGGUGCUUGGGAUGUGCUUCAAUGCUCUCGGGCUUCCCGUCACACACAGUCCCCUCUUCCACCAGGCGCGCCCAGAAGACUAUCCCACUGACCUCUUAGCCCACCAGGUCCCCAUCUCUUUCCAUAAACACUGGAACAUCAAUCCUGUCGCUGUUUUUAACAAGUGGCUGAGGGACAACGCCACGGAAAAGUCAUCACAUGAACUUGACAGGACCACAAAGACAGAGUUAUGAUGAUUAAAGUGUGUAAUUCUGUGUUCAUAUUUACAAAUAUAAAUUUUUUUUUUUAAUUGUAUUUCGUCUAACUGAUAAUGAAAUGAAACAAGACGGGGUUUUUCCUGACUGCACCACACUAAGAUGUUAAAAAGCAAAUAUAAGUUGUAUUUAUUUAUAUCACAUGUCCAAUUUGAGUCUUUUUAUCUGGGACAUUUUUUGUCAAAGAAUUGCGACUAAUGUUGUCCGUUGUGUUGCCCUUUUUUUUUUUGUCUGUGAUGUUUUUCUAUUCACUUCCAUUUAAUCAUCACCUAUGAGGUGCCUAAAGAUCAACUGGGACUACGAUGGAAGUAUGGAAGACCAAUAUUUGUGAAAUUUCAGAGUUUUAAAGCAUGUUGAUGGUUAAAAAUUAAAAAAAUAUUUCCAAAAGUAAUUUAUUUGAAGGCAUUGUUGGUUAGGUGGUUUAGAUAAAAGCCUUAUUUUAUUCUAACCUCAACAGUCUUUUUUGUUUUUUUUCAUUGCUUAAAUCAUUUGGUUUCACUGAGUGACUUUAACCUCACAAGCACUGAGGGAAAAAUCUUUAAUUCAUGGACAUACUUCCUGAAGAAACAUUACACUGUGGUCUGCGGCAAAAAGAGGUCCCAUGAACAUCAGCUCCCCUUUUUCAUUUCUCUAUUUUCUCGCUCUCAGAUAAUUAAUUGUCAAGCUUAGUAAUUUGCUGACCAUUAUUGGAAAUCAUUCCAAGGCUUCAAGCAUUAGAAUGAGAAUAAAACAUUUUUCAUUUGGACUUUUGCCAUCCUAAAAAUGUAA
This is a messenger RNA of Oryzias latipes (Japanese medaka), 2555 nucleotides long. RefSeq names its product beta 3-glucosyltransferase a (gene b3glcta). Gene Ontology annotation, cellular component: membrane. Lineage: Eukaryota; Metazoa; Chordata; Actinopteri; Beloniformes; Adrianichthyidae. The record is from RefSeq and is a predicted model, not a curated record. Gene Ontology annotation, molecular function: glycosyltransferase activity.